AUGGCUGAUUCCCACGAAUCCACAGUGCUCCCCUCGGGGCAAGCAGAUGCGAUGCUGUCUUCAGUCCCAGAGCGACCAAAUACUCACAACUCUAGUGAUUACCCACAGGCAUUGGAGUCAGCCCGGUUUUCCGUGUGGCGUAUCCCGUACCUGACUCGCGAAGGGCCUCUCGGACAUACGAAUAUCGACGGUAUUCUGCGGUUUGUAGAGGCCUUCGUGUCAGAAUAUCUGCCGUCACUUCCGGAGAAUCAGCGUGGGGACAGUAUCGAGGAAUUUGCAUACAAUCUUCCCACAGAUCUGACCAUCGAGGAUCAAGCCACCGUAGGUCUUCCGCGAGCCAUAGAGCUAUUGUCGUCAGAUGAGGAUGGCCCGAUGCCUAUGGAAGGACUCGAUGACGACGCAGCUCGUCGAGCGGGCAAUUUCCCUUGGUUCGCACCGUCAACAAUCAUCACUCGAGACCCACCCUCACCCGUUGUUCCUUUCUACGACCCGGAUAUCGAGGGGGCUGCAGCACUCAACGAAAUCCGCAUUUGGGUUCGCGAGUUGUUCUCCUUGAACUCGCUGUUCUUCGAUAUUCAGGCUCAGAUGUCAUCCAUGGUGCGAGACAUGGGGGCAUCUGAUGAUCCGCUUCGGCUGAAUGCUCAGCGCCUCCUUGAUGAAGCUGUGGAUGAUCUCAUCCAGGUCUCCUUGCCGAGCUUGUUUGAAUUAUCGCUGGACAAAGUGCAACCUCGCGCCGAGAGUCUUGCUGACGCAGAGAGACACGUUGUCACAGCUAAAGAGAAGUUGUUCUUGGCAGAAGCGUACCUCGUCACGCAAGAGGCAUUGCUGCUCGCCAGUGGAGACGAGUUCAAAGCGCACGCCAGCAGAUACGAACGAACCAGAUAUCGAGACCAUCUGAGAUGGCUCGUCUCCAAUCUUCAAACCGCACGGCUCCGUGGUAUCUUUAUCUGCUCCUCCAGCACGGAGCUCGAACCGGUCACUCGGUCAUAUGAUACGAGCGAGGACAGUUGUCCCGUUUGCAGAGAGGAUCUACCGGAAGAAGGCGAGAUCGCUCAUCCCCCUGCAGUCUCGUUCGCCUGCUGCAACAAGGGCUUCCACGUUGACUGUCUUCUAGAGUGGUUAUUCGAGAAUUUCAGCGAAGACAUGGAUUGCCCAAUGUGCCGCAAGGAGCUGGACCUCGACUUCUUGGGAGCGCUCAUGGAGCAGAAAGUACAAGAGCUGCAAUGUCUCUGA
Cladophialophora carrionii CBS 160.54 is the source of this 1233-nucleotide messenger RNA. RefSeq lists its product as uncharacterized. The transcript is spliced from 2 exons. Lineage: Eukaryota; Fungi; Ascomycota; Eurotiomycetes; Chaetothyriales; Herpotrichiellaceae. Gene Ontology annotation, biological process: ubiquitin-dependent protein catabolic process. The record is from RefSeq and is a predicted model, not a curated record. The coding region runs from base 1 to 1233 and encodes 410 amino acids. Gene Ontology annotation, molecular function: ubiquitin protein ligase activity.